Molecule: messenger RNA, 1750 nt
Organism: Chelonia mydas (Green sea turtle)
Lineage: Eukaryota; Metazoa; Chordata; Testudines; Cheloniidae
Gene: C19H1orf94
Product: chromosome 19 C1orf94 homolog
Exons: 6
Coding region: 311-1750 (479 amino acids)
Source: RefSeq, a predicted model, not a curated record
GGACCUGAGAAUACAUGGAGUCUGGAAGUAGUGGCGACUACAUGGAGACUGGUCCCAGAGGCUGCUCUCAGCCUUGCUUGGCGGGGAACACGUGGCUCCUUCUUCCACUUCUUCCUUUGGGUGGUGCUGGCAACCCUAGAGCUGUUUCCGCUUGUCGUCCUUCAUACCAGUUGCCAGGCCGCAGGGGUUCUAUGGUUACCGAGUUACCAUGGUUUGUUGCUUUUCAUUCCAUUCUGUACCCACAAAAACACUUUGUUUAAAAAAAAAAAAAAAGUUGUCUUUUGGUCCCUGGGUGGGAAGAGACUGAAAGAUGCUCACAGGUGGGAGUGGGCUCCAGGGUCCGACGAUAAGCCCCAAAGGCCCAUUUCCUCUAGGACCUUUCCCAAGACACAUCUGGAUCCACCACAACACUCCUCAAGACAGCUUGGACAAAGCCUGUCACGAGAUCUGGAAACGGGUUCAAGGUCUUUCUGAAGAGCUCCAGCCUACGUCAACAUCACCAGUCCUGCAGCCUACCUGUCACCCAGUCUUGUCAUCAGAACCCCUCAGAGAAGAGGGCAGCAACUACCUGAAAGAAUCGUUGGAACAGAACUGUGUCAAAGAUGAGAUUUCCCUUCUGGUGGAACAGGAGUACUUGAGUCUUACCCAGGAGAACAUUAGCGGGACAGAUAUGCAAGGUUUAGAAGGAAGCAAAAAAUCUGCCUCUACUUUAAAUCAGAGUUCAUCAAACAACAGCCUUUUCCUGCUUUCCGAUAGGGACCAGUUGCUAGAUGAAACAGAAGCAGUAGAAAGCAUGUACCGAGCAAUGAUGGGAAGCAAAGAAAGGGAGAUGAAACUCAGGUCUCUCUGCGACGCUCAGCUUUCUACAAAAUCCACCAUUGCUGGGAUUCUGCGCCCUGCAAAAUGCACCUUCAAGAAUGCAAGAGGAGUGGACAAUGGGAGCAGUAACCCAGUGGCUUCAAACAAAGAGACCAGUAAGUCACUGGUGCCGUGUCCACUGAAACACACAGAGGCUGCCAAAGCGCCAGAUAACCAGAUGGUGGCGGAGGAAACCAGGCUGACCAAGGACUACCUACCAAGUAACAUGUUCAGUUCCCCCACCCAUAAGGAGAGCGCAGUGGUGCCUCCGCCUUCGACAACAGCAGAAAGCCAAGCCCCUGGGCCAAAGAAGCAGCUCCCAGUGUUUGCCAAGAUCUGCUCAAAAACUGAUCCUGACUCUGUUCCUGAGGGACUUCAGAACACAGUAACUACGGCAGCGUCAGAGAAGAACAACCUCAAAUACAAUGGGAACGUUUUCACCCCGCGUUUUGCCACCACUUCAACGACCACCUCCUUAAACCAGCCAGUGUGGCUCAGUCUGAACUAUCCUCCGCCCCCGCUCUAUCCAAACCAUUCAAACUUUCCACAGUUCCAGGGUUUGUAUCAGCAGAGAGCACGGAUCCCAUACCAGCAGACUUUACACCCUCCCCUAGGAUGCUAUUCAAGACAGGUAACUCCAUACAAUCCACAGCAGAUUUUCCGGUCACCUUACACCCCUUUAUUGAACUAUAUCCCUCUGGUCCAGCCCGGUUAUUCAUACCAGCAGAGGAACCCCUCCAAACCAUCUAGCAGCGUACGUGAUCCACCAGCAAUGGCGGGUGAUGGGCCGCAGUAUCAUUUUUCUCAUUCAUAUGGGUUUAGUUCUACACCUGGUGGAUCUGUGAGGACAAACCCAUAUUUCUCUUCCAAUGGGAGUGGUAUAAACUUUUAG